UUAUUUCAAUAUUGAUCGUCUAAGGGCACCAUUAUAGUGUAUACUAGGAUGUCAAGUGUCGACUGUCCAGUGUCGACCGUCGAAUCUAGUGAUGUCGGAUGGUCUGACAUUAGUUGCAAUCGUAUUAUUGCCUGUUUUGUACCGUGGUGACUAAAACGUUGAUUUUGCGUUUUUCUAGUGAAGCUGGUGUAACAUAUAACUGUCGAAAACAUUCAUUAUUAUUAGGUAUAACGUGCUCCGUUGAAUAUAAAAUAGGAUAAAAAUGGUAUUUUCUAUACUACCAUUGGGCUUUAAUUCGUUAAUCCAAUGUUUAGUUCCCCAAUCUUUUUAAUAUUAGGAGCCAUUUACACAUGGCGAAAAGUCACGUAGGCAUUAGUAACUUUUUCACCGUGGAUUCAUGAUUGCAAGUUUUAUUUACUGUUGUGGCUGUUAAUGUAGUGCGUACAAAAUGGAUAGCAAAAAUAUUCAAAAGAAUGCUAUGCAAAAAAGUGCUGAAUUUACUUUCACUCCGCCACCCGAGGCACCCGUAUUUGAGCCUACGCCUGAGGAAUUUAUGGAUCCUUUAGGAUACAUUGCUAAAAUUCGUCCUGUGGCUGAGAAAACGGGAAUUUGUAAAAUAAAACCCCCUGCUCGAUGGCAGCCUCCGUUUUCAUUAGAUGUCGAUAAAUUAAAAUUCGUUCCACGGAUUCAAAAAGUUAAUGAAUUGGAAGCCAUUACUCGUCUUAAGCUUUUGUUUCUUGAAAAAAUAUUAAAAUUUUGGGAACUACAAGGAUCGCCACUUAAAAUUCCUAUGAUUGAAAAUAAAACUCUGGAUCUUUAUUGCUUAAAAUUCUGGGUUGAUGAAGAAGGAGGCUUUGAAAAUUGUAACAGCCCAAAAAAAUGGCGUAAGAUUGCUAACACAAUGGGUUAUAGUCAAAGCACAAUCACAAUGAAUUUUCUCAAAAGUAACUAUGAAAAGAUUCUUCUUCCUUACGAAAUAUUUGAAAAAAGUAAAGCUGAUAUUUUAAAAACAGUCAAAAAGUCUGAUUGUAAAGUAGAAGUUAAAGAAGAGAGUGAAAAUGGAAAAGAGAUGUUUAAAGAAAUUUGUAUAGAAUCUAUAACUAAAAUACAUAACAACAUUGAUGAUGAACAACCUCACACAAGUAUUAAGAAGACAAAGACUGGCUCAGAUAUUAAAAUAGAACCAGGUUGUACAAAAUCAAAAAUAGACUUUGAAAAGAUAAAACGCAACAGAGAACUCAGGAGAUUGGCUUGUUAUGGACCUGGCCCAAAAAUGCCAGGUCUUAAUGAUGAAGAAUUUGAUAUAACAAAGUCACGAAAGAGACCUAGGUAUGAUUUGGAUCCAUUGGCCAUUUAUAUCUGUGCUAUUUGUCAGAAAGACCAUAGGGAUGAUUUGCUUCUCAUAUGCAAUGGCUGCUCGGAUACAUAUCACACAUUCUGUCUGAAGCCACCACUCAAUGUGGUUCCAGAUGGUGACUGGCGUUGUCCAUGUUGCAUUGCUGAAGAAGUACAUAAGCCGGCUGAAGCUUUUGGUUUUGCACAAGCUGAGAGAGAAUACACCUUACAACAAUUUGGAGAAAUGGCAGAUAAAUUCAAAUCUGACUACUUUGGUAUGUCGGGACAUCUUGUUCCAACUAAUGUGGCUGAGAAAGAGUUCUGGAGAAUUAUAUCUUCUGUAGAAGAGGAUGUUACUGUAGAGUAUGGAGCAGAUUUGCAUUCAAUGGAUCAUGGAUCAGGCUUUCCAACAAAGUCUUCUUUGAAUUUAUACCCUGGCGAUCAGGAAUAUGUUGAUUCAGGCUGGAAUUUAAACAAUUUGCCAGUAUUGGAAGGUUCAGUUUUAAGGUUCAUAAAUGCAGAUAUAUCUGGCAUGACUGUUCCUUGGAUGUAUGUUGGAAUGUGCUUUUCAGCAUUUUGUUGGCAUAAUGAAGAUCAUUGGAGCUAUUCAAUUAACUAUCUACAUUGGGGUGAAGCCAAGACUUGGUAUGGUGUUCCAGGAAGUGGAGCUGAACUUCUUGAAAAUGCUAUGAAGGCAGCUGCUCCAGAUCUUUUCAAAUCUCAACCCGACCUAUUGCAUCAGUUAGUAACAAUAAUGAAUCCUAACAUAUUAAUGGCAGCCGGUGUCCCCAUCUAUAGAACUGAUCAAAAUGCUGGAGAAUUUGUUGUUACCUUCCCAAGAGCAUAUCAUGCUGGUUUCAAUCAGGGCUAUAACUUUGCUGAAGCGGUUAACUUUGCCCCUCCAGAUUGGCUUCAUAUUGGCCGUGAAUGUAUAAUGCACUAUAAAUAUCUGAAAAGAUUCUGUGUGUUCUCACAUGAUGAACUUAUUUGCAAGAUGGCUUUAGAAGGUGACAGGUUAGAUUUGGAGACAGCUUUAGAAACACAAAAGGAGUUAGUGCAUGCAACUGCGGAGGAAGGUCGUUUACGGGCUUUAUUGUCAAAAAAUGGUUUAAAGAAUGUCAGAAGGACAGCCUUUGAGUUGCUUGGAGAUGAUGAAAGAUUAUGCGAAGUCUGCAAAACAACUUGCUUCCUAUCAUCUGUAUCUUGUUCAGAAUGCAAGCAUAUGUCUUGUUUGCAACAUGCAACAACUGACAGUUUUUGUUCAUGCGCAUUGGAAAAGAAAACCUUAUUCUAUCGCUAUGAUAUGGACGAAUUACACAUUAUGCUGCAGACUAUCGACUUCAGAGUGAACAGUUUUGAUAAAUGGAUGACUGAAACUAAAAAUAUUUUGCUACCGACCGCUCCAGACAUAGGUCGACUCCAAAAACUGAGAGUAUUGGUUGAUGAAGCGGAAGAACUUAAAAUACCAAAGUGUAUAUUACUGACGCAACUCAAGGAUGAAUAUACUAAGGCUACUGAAAAUAUAGAGCCUAUUGUUAUAGAAUUAGAUGAUGAUUAAAACUAACUGUAAUGACUAGCCGGUAGUACAAAUUAAGGGAGUUGAUUUUAUUUGUUUAAGAAAUGGGUCCUCAAAUCUAGUUAUGUAGGUUCAAAUUGUUCAAACAUAGAGUGAAAUAUUAAACAAAUAGGAUACCAAUACUUAAAUAUAAAAAUAUGACUAAAUAAUAGUUCUCAAACAAAACUUUUGUAAAUUUUGAUUAUGUAAUAAUACUCAUGAAAAAUAACUGGUCAUUUUCAUUGUGUCGUUGUGAGGAUUUAGAGGCCCAAAAAAAAUCACCUCUUUUAUUUGUAAAUAUGUAUAUCCUUAUAUACAUAAGUCACAGCUUUAGAUUUUAAAUAUAAAUGUAUUAAUCGGUAGGUAUGAAAUUUUUUUAGUAUCAUCACACUAUAUGGCAGCUUUACCUUAUUAUAUUUUCAAUAUAAUAUAUAAUUUUUAUUGUAAUUCAUGUAAAAAUAAUACAUUGUAAUGUUAAUACAACAAAUCAUUAUUGAAAUGUGUAAGUGAUUUAUAAAUUAAAGACAAAAAUAAUAUACAAACGCUUUAUAUAACACCGGUUAUAGCCAAUUGGGUGAUUUAUAUGGUAAUAGUAUCCCACCGUUUUUAAACUUUGCAUUAGGAACUGAGUAUUGGAAGGAUUUAGCAUAAAACAAUACUUUUGCCAAUAUUGAUUCAUUAUUAUGUGAUCUCAAUUGAUUGUAUGAAAAUUAUUGUUUAAAUAAUGAAUUUAAACAAAAAUAUUAAAUAGGUUACAUGGCAUAUUUUUUUUAACUUCUACUAAACCAUGAGUCUUCAGUUAAUAAGUUCAAUAACUUUAUAUCAUAUUUACUAGUAUCUCUGAUUUAUCUACAAUAAACGACUAUCUUUGCUACCCCAAUAUUACCUUGUACAAAAGUUUAGUAACAAAAUGUUAAGUCAUAUUUUUAAAUAUAAGAUAGCGUUUAAAGUAAACACUCAAAAAUAUAGUUUAGAAUGAGAGGUUAGUUAAGUUAAGGUAAUUACUAGGUACCUUACAAUGAGUAAGUAUAGAGGCUACAAAUAUGUCUGUAUAUAAUGUGGAAGUGAUUUUGUUUGUUGAGAAACUUAGCCAGUAUUCCUAUUUAUUGUAAUAUUAAAUAAAUAAAGGACAUAUAAGAAUUAAAAUUCUAUUAAGAUUUAUAGAAAUUUAGGCCAUUGUUUGACUGAUCACAUACUUAGUUCACUUUAUAGGUAAUAAGAUACAUAGGAUAAUUUUUAUUAUUGACACCUCCAGUGAAUUUAAUUUUAAUUGUGAUUUAGAUUUAUCGUUUCGGUGAAAGCUUCUUGGUUAUGUAUCUCACAUUUAUUAUCUCAACGGUCCAGAGGCUUGGGAUUGACUUGUGUAGUAUUAAAUUCAAUGUUUUGUUUGAGCUUUCAGGCACUAGCAUUUAAAUUUAUCUUACAAUUAGUGUUGUUUGUGUUCGUAUAAUGUAUUGAAAGGAACGUGGAUUAUUUGAGUGACUAUCUUCUGAUAUUUCGAGUAUGUGUUAACUCUUAAUAAAUCAUUAUAGAUUGUGACACAAAA
Danaus plexippus (monarch butterfly) is the source of this 4436-nucleotide messenger RNA. Its product is annotated as lysine-specific demethylase 5-like. The record is from RefSeq and is a predicted model, not a curated record. Bases 449 to 2893 code for a protein of 814 amino acids. Gene Ontology annotation, molecular function: DNA binding; histone demethylase activity. The transcript has a single exon. Gene Ontology annotation, cellular component: nucleus. Gene Ontology annotation, biological process: chromatin remodeling. NCBI's taxonomy places the organism in Eukaryota, Metazoa, Arthropoda, Insecta, Lepidoptera, Nymphalidae.